Molecule: messenger RNA, 1403 nt
Organism: Cuscuta europaea
Lineage: Eukaryota; Viridiplantae; Streptophyta; Magnoliopsida; Solanales; Convolvulaceae
Source: the annotation of a GenBank genome assembly
UCAAUUAAAAUAGCAAACGGCCCAAGCAAAGCCAAACAAAGCAAAGGCCUGAAGGCAAGUUGAUCCCUGCUGCACUCACGCCGGUAGUCGAUUGUCACAUCGCCGGAAAGCUCGGAAUCGGCAGAAUCGCCGGUCGUCCUGCGAAUAGUAUUUCGCAGUCCCGUUUGCCUACUGCCCCGUGUUCCUGUGCCCCUCGCCCGCUACGCAGUCCCUCGGGCUGCCCCCUCCGGCCUGUACCCCUGCCUGCUCGCUAAGUCGCUCAUCUUCCGAUUUCAGCAGAGGGCAUUUGCUAUGGAUUUGGCAACCGAAAAUAAAAUUGCUGCAAUUCUCUUAAAAGAAGCUGCAGAGUUAAGGCGGCAAGCUGAUAAAGAGGGUGCACUUGCUUAUCUUUGCAAACCUACGGUUAGGGGGCGCCCUAAUUCAAGAUUUCUUACCGCAACUGUGCUUGGCAUACAACAAGCCAAUCGAGCCGUUGAAGUAGAUGAGAUGUGGAGAUUAAGACAGAAAGAGUUGGAUAUUGAGAGUCGGAACAAACGUAGAUCGGAUAAUGAGAAUAGUUGUGCAAAGAAUCAAAGAGGUGAUGCAGAAUCUAGGGUCAACGAUAAGAAGCACAAUGAUGGUGGCUCUGUUUCAAGUGCUUCAUGCUCGUUUAAAAAGAGACACACCGAGGAUUACUACUCAUGGGAGGAGGAAGGAUUGCGGGAUGAUGAAGUUGAUGAUUUUUUACAUUCAAGAGCUAAGCGGGGAAGGGGGACAAUUGGAUCUCACAUGGAUGAAACUGGCCCUUACCCGUGUUCAGACUAUGAAGUGAAAUCAUUGGCAGGCCUUGAGUUCAGAGGCCAUUCUAUUGUCCACUCAGAAAGACCUCUAUGGCUGAACUCCUCAAAAUCUUCAGAUGGUGAUGAUGUUACGGUAAAAAUAUCAAAGAAGGUCAGACGAGACAAAUGGCAUUGUGGGAAACAUAAAUCUAAGAGCAAAUCAAGAGAGAAGGAUGAAAAGAGAGAUUCAAAGAGACACAAGUCCCACAAGUAAGACGAUUUGAAGAUGUUUAAAUCUUCGGCCAAGGUCAUUCAUUUAUGUUAUGGACAUGAUAUGGCAUAACCCCUUUGCCCCUUCGCCACAUGAAUCAUAUUUGUAUGCUCUUGUUUGUGUAUAAACUAUUGUUAAUCUGUUGCAGAUAAAGUAGGAUGUAAUUUUCUUUUACUUGUGGCAGAGAUGUGAUUCCAUGUUCUUGGGGGUAGCUAAAGCCUACACUCCUAGUCUCCUUCCUGUUUCUUUAAUGCCCUAUUUCGGAUGGGGUUUUUUCUUUAGGUGAUUGGGGGGGUUAAACGAUUGGAAGAUCAGUAUUGAUGGUCUUUAAAGACUUGAGAGCAUGUUACCAAUGUUUAUUAUGUGUAUUUUCU